Phytophthora nicotianae INRA-310 is the source of this 876-nucleotide messenger RNA. RefSeq lists its product as hypothetical. The record is from RefSeq and is a predicted model, not a curated record. The coding region runs from base 1 to 876 and encodes 291 amino acids. The transcript has 2 exons. NCBI's taxonomy places the organism in Eukaryota, Oomycota, Peronosporomycetes, Peronosporales, Peronosporaceae.
AUGCUUGAAGCUUGGCAGAAACUUACAACGAAGCAUCAAUACUGGCGGAAAGUUUGUGGGUCUUUUGUGGUGAAGAAGGAGAUUCAAACCACUCGCAAAGUUUUCCUACGCUGGCAGCAACUGGUUAACACUCGACAAGGCAAACGACUAGCCGCAAUGCACGCAGAGCAACACUUACUACAAAAGAUUUGGCGGUAUUGGAUCCGCGUUACAUUGGCUUGUCAGCUACGACGAGAUGAACAACUGGAACGGGCUGCAGAGCACGAGAUGGCUACAUUGCUACGUCAAAGUUUAGGAGUGUGGCAAGCGGCUGUGAAGAAGCAACGUGAACGUCGCUUUGUCCUGCUCUCGUGUAUUAUCAAGCUCGAGUCAGUGGCUGGUCAACGUAUACAGGAGAUCGUCUUCCAGUCGUGGAAGCGCGUCGUCGACUGCAGACGUCGCUGUGGAGCGGCGUUACUUAAGCGAGAGCGUAACAUUGCCAGGAAUUUACUGAUCCAUUGGCUACGCUGGACUCGCGAGCGACAACGAAGACGACAGCAGCUAGAAAAUGCCACGUACGCCUUGGCCUGGCAAGAUGCUGCCAAGCCCAUCGCUAGACGACACGAUCGUCAGAUGGUUUUACCUGCUCAUGUAGGAGUGGGACCACGUGGAAAUAGCGACUCAGAAGAUGAGGUGCGAAGACCAACGAGUCCAGUCAUGAAGCGCCUUCGUCAAAAGAAGGCGAACAGGACGAGAUCGGCUGAGAAAGUUGGAGAAAACUCCGAUAUGGUGACGUUACCGGACGCAGUGGAGAUCUCCAUGGACGUAAAGAAGCGUCUGAUACUACUAGGCAAGUGGAAGCCCCAGCAGACGAACAAGCUGCUGUCUUCAAGUUAA